Molecule: messenger RNA, 601 nt
Organism: Xiphophorus couchianus (Monterrey platyfish)
Lineage: Eukaryota; Metazoa; Chordata; Actinopteri; Cyprinodontiformes; Poeciliidae
Product: ladderlectin-like
Exons: 1
Coding region: 105-590 (161 amino acids)
Source: RefSeq, a predicted model, not a curated record
CGGUGAACUCCUGUCUAUCCAGAACUCUCUUCAGCAUUCAUCCCUGCAGAUAAACUCCAGCAAUACAUAGAAAUCUCUCAGAAUCAUAAACUUCAGACUCCAAGAUGAUAUUGCUGUUCUUCUUGUUUGGUCUCUCUCUGGCUGCUGUGGCUCCUUCAGACAAACAGGAGAUGAAGCUCCAGCGGGGCGGCUGUCCCCCGUUCUGGUUCAGAUUCAAUGGCCGCUGCUACAAGUACGUCGCCACCUUGAUGACCUGGGCUGAUGCAGAGCAGCACUGUGUGAACCAAGGAGCCAACCUGGUGUCCAUCCACAGUCUGGCAGAAGAGAACUUUGUCAAACUGCUGAUCAGAAACUUUGAUCCCGCUCAGGGAGCCAACUGGAUCGGACUCUCUGACGCUCAGAACGAUGGAAGAUAUUUCUGGUCUGAUGGGUCUAGAUUCAACUUCAAGCUGUGGAAUGCAGGAGAACCAAACAAUAAAGGAGGACCUGAACCGUGUGUGCACACCAACUAUGGCCCAUCGAAAGGAUGGAACGACACACAGUGCAGAGCUAAAUACACUUUUGUUUGUAAAGCUCGUCCGGUUUGCUGAGAAUGUAAUUC